AUGACCGCCUCGCUUGAUCGACUACCCUACGACGUACUCUUCCAGAUCGCCUUGGCCAUCUCACUUGAGGAUAUUGUACAUCUUAGUCAGACAUGUCACCAGUUGAGAGUACUGCUCGACGAAAGAACGCUGGUUCGACAAACUUUGAAGAAUCAACAUCCGUAUAGCGAAGAAGUGCAAAAAGCACGAGCUGGAAUAUCUACCUACGGACAAGCUUUUCAGGCUCUUUAUGAUAGACGAAAUGCUUUCUCUUCAGCAUACCCUUUCUCGGCUCGAGUUGUAGAUUUUGGGAACAGCUUUGUAUAUCAGCAGGGUACUCUAAGUAUCCUCAACGGUAGUAUCGUUCAAGUCCUGGGCAUACAUCCCCGAUCUGAUCCUGUGCGACUAAAUCUCUCCAACAUAAUUCAGCCAGUUCUUGAAACGGCUUUUGCAUCGGCUGGCAAUUUCAACGUCUCUCUGCUUUAUUACAGUGACAGUAUCCUAGCUGUCCACGUUACUAAAGAAAGAAGGCAGAGUAGUAGUUACAUCUUUGCAAUAGACACCACUCCUCAAUCAAUCAAUGGGCGAAGAGUGGUGAAUGCUGUUCAGAUACCUUCGAGUUUUAAGAUCUUUGUUCGUCAUACCGCUCGUUAUCUUUACUACGGUACGCACACUGGCCUUGGUGACGAUGGUCACCAUAAGUGGGAAAUCGAUGGCUUCGCCUUGGAUAAGAAUUUUGCCUUACCGCACCGCACACGUCCUCUCCUACUAGAAGGCUUUCAUGGCACAGAUGUAGGAUCAACAGUCGCCUUCGAAAUCCAUAAUGACUGGUUCUACGCCGUUUCCAAUCAAGGCAUUUUUGACGUCGAGGAAAUUGACGACGCAUCCUUCUACCACCUGAUCCGCUUUCCGAUAUCCAACCCUACUCCCGACGCCAUGGAAACAAAUGACCAGCUCUACCGCCGCCAUCACAACCAAGGCCCUAUCCACGACUCCUGGACAGAUCUCACCUUGCAACUCGACGAGCGCACAAACGAAACCGUCAUCGUUGAAUCCCGGCGGGAGUGGGCACAAGCUUCAUCCCGACAAUCACGUACUUUUUACGUUACAAGAUUGGAUGUCGAGCCAGCGAACAAAGUCCACCGAAAUACAAUGGAUAUGAACAGUGAAAGCGCACCACCACUGCCAGAUGAUAUACUGACAGCCCUGCUCGGACCGGAAGAUAAACCCCACUACAUGCCCACGCCUGCCCAACACAGCGAAUCCCCGCACUCCGAGUUCUCCCCUACAGACCCUUCACCACGCUCCUUCAUCCUCGCGCGCACCAAAUUCCGAACGUACAACUACAGCUGCACUUCCUUCCUCGACCUCGUCGAAGACGAGCGCUGCUGCCCUGAUAACGGUGCUAAACCACCCUGUCUACGCCUACGGAUCGGAUCCAGGCGGGAAUACCGAUACGGUCUGGAAUCUACAGUGGAGAACAAGGGAAAACAAUGCGCCUCGUCCUCACCACUCUUGCCCCAUCAAGACCUUGUAAAUAGGACGAGAUACAAACACGGCCCAACACGUAUGUGGCCCCCGCCUUCUCGCCGCUGUCCGUGUGCAAGGAGAUUGCACGACAUACUUAGCCCUAGAUUACCGUCUGGUAGUGUUGGGCAGGGAAACGCGAGGACUGUGGUGGGCGUGCUGGAUGAUAGGAGUCUGGCGUAUAUGAUCAAGCCUGGGCGGGCAUAUGGAGCGCGUGAUGCUGAAGGGGUUGGGGCCGUUGUUGUAGUCGAGUUUUGCAGACCUGUUGCGUCGGAGCAGUCUUGCGGGGAACUUGGAGUGUCGGCAUCUUCUUCGACGAGUGCUGCUGAUACAUGUGUUGACGCUGCUGCUACCGACGCUGCUGCUGUCAACGCCAGCGUCAACGCAACUCUCGACACAUGGCAGUGGACACCCGGUCUCGAACGCCGCUGUCGAGCAGGAACAUGUCACUAG
Molecule: messenger RNA, 1959 nt
Organism: Plenodomus lingam JN3
Lineage: Eukaryota; Fungi; Ascomycota; Dothideomycetes; Pleosporales; Leptosphaeriaceae
Source: RefSeq, a predicted model, not a curated record